This is a messenger RNA of Propithecus coquereli (Coquerel's sifaka), 3327 nucleotides long. It is a transcript of the gene TXNDC11, whose product is annotated as thioredoxin domain containing 11. The transcript has 12 exons. The record is from RefSeq and is a predicted model, not a curated record. Lineage: Eukaryota; Metazoa; Chordata; Mammalia; Primates; Indriidae. The coding region runs from base 189 to 3212 and encodes 1007 amino acids.
ACUCCGUGGGCAGGGGCGGGGCCGCGUGCUCGGGGGCGGGCGCCGCGACGGCGGCACGGCUGACGUGGAGGGUCCGGGUUAGCGGCCGCGGCGAGCUGCGAGAUUGGGGAGCGCCGGGCCGGGCCGGGCCCUUGGGCCCAAGGCGGCGGCGGCGGCGACAGUAUAAAGCCGGCGACGGGGAGCAUGUAAUGUCGGAAUGCGGAGGCCGCGGCGGCGGCAGCAGCAGCAGCGACGACGCCGAGGACGAGGGUGGGGGCGGCGGCGGCCCCGCGGGCUCCGACUCCCUCAGCCCGGCCCCGGCCGGAGCAUCCUCGGCGGGCCGGCUCCUCCGCGGGCUGCGCGGCGCCUCCCUCAUGGCGCGCCGGCGGCCGGAGCUGCUCUGCGGGGCCGUGGCGCUCGGCUGCGCGCUGCUCCUCGCCCUCAAGUUCACCUGCAGUCGAGCAAAAGAUGUGAUAAUACCAGCCAAGCCACCUGUCAGCUUUUUCUCCUCGAGGUCGCCAGUCCUUGACCUCUUCCAGGGCCAGCUGGACUAUGCAGAGAAUAUUCGCCACGAUUCAGAGGUGAUACUGCUGUUCUUCUAUGCCCCGUGGUGUGGACAGUCCAUUGCUGCCAGGGCAGAAAUCGAACAAGCAGCAAGUCGGCUUUCAGACCAGGUAAUGCUGACAUUCAGCCUGAGCAUCAAGUCGCCAGUCCUUGACCUCUUCCAGGGCCAGCUGGACUAUGCAGAGAAUAUUCGCCACGAUUCAGAGGUGAUACUGCUGUUCUUCUAUGCCCCGUGGUGUGGACAGUCCAUUGCUGCCAGGGCAGAAAUCGAACAAGCAGCAAGUCGGCUUUCAGACCAGGUAUACAUUACAGGUUUAAUGCAUGGUAUAUUAUUUUUAUUUUUUAAUUUUUAUUUUUUUGGUACUAGUUUUGGACCAAUCGAAUACAAAGGCCCCAUGAGUGCUGUUUACAUUGAGAAGUUUGUCCGCCGGGUGAUGAAACCACUUCUCUACAUCCCAUCUCAAUCAGAAUUACUAGAUUUUCUCUCAGACUACGAGCCUGGAGUACUCGGGUACUUUGAUUUCAGUGGCUCACCCCAGCCUCCUGGUUAUUUGACCUUCUUCACUUCAGCAUUGCAUUCAUUAAAGAAAGAUUACCUAGGAACAGUACGAUUUGGGGUUAUCACAAAUAAACAUCUUGCGAAACUGGUAUCCUUAGCACACUCUGGAAGUGUGUAUUUACAUAGACAUUUCAACACAUCACUUGUCUUUCCCAGGGAGAUCAUAAACUACACGGCUGAGAACAUCUACAAGUGGGCCUUAGAAAACCGGGAGAUGCUCUUUCGAUGGCUGCGGCCACAUGGAGGCAAGAGUCUCCUGAUGAAUAACGAACUGAAGAAAGGACCGGCACUUUUUUUGUUCAUACCUUUUAAUCCCUUAGCCGAAAGUCAUCCUUUAAUAGAUGAGAUCACCGAAGUGGCCUUGGAGUACAACAACUGUCACGGGGACCAGGUGGUGGAGCGCCUCCUUCAGCACCUGCGGCGAGUGGACGCUCCAGCGCUGGAGUCCCUGGCACUGGAACCGCCGGCACAGCUGCCAGACCCGCCGCUGAUCACAGCUUCCCCCUGCUGCAACACCGUAGUGCUGCCCCAGUGGCACUCCUUCUCCAGGACCCACAACGUGUGUGAACUGUGUGUCAACCAGACCGCGGGGGGCAUAAAGCCGAGCUCGGUCAGCAUGCCACAGUGCAGCUUUUUUGAGAUGGCAGCAGCUCUGGAUUCUUUCUACCUCAAGGAGCAGACCUUUUAUCAUGGGGCAUCAGACAGCAUAGAAUGCAGCAAUUUUUUAACUUCCUAUAGCCCUUUCAGCUACUACACUGCAUGUUGCAGGACCAUAAACAGGGGUGUGGCAGGCUUCAUUGAUUCUGAACAAGAUGUCUUUGAAGCCCCGACCAUUGCAUUUUCUUCCCUCCAGAAGAAAUGCGAGGUUGAUGCUCCAAGCUCCGUUCCUCACAUUGAGGAGAACAGGUAUCUCUUCCCUGAAGUGGACAUGACUGGCGCAAACUUCACAGGCCUGAGCUGCAGAACCAACAAGACCCUGAACAUCUACCUUUUGGAUUCAAAUUUAUUUUGGUUAUAUGCAGAGAGACUGGGUGCUCCGAGCUCCACUCUGGUAAAAGAAUUUGCUGCAAUUGUUGAUGUGAAAGAAGAGUCCCACUAUAUCUUGGAUCCAAAACAAGCUCUUAUGAAGUUCACCCUAGAGUCUUUUAUUCAAAACUUCAGCGUUCUCUACAGUCCCUUGAAAAGGCAUCUCAUUGGAAGUGAGUCUGCCCAGUUCCCUUCUCAGCAUUUAAUCACUGAAGUGACAACUGAUACCUUUUGGGAAGUAGUCCUUCAAAAACAGGACGUCCUGCUGCUUUAUUAUGCACAGUGGUGUGGUUUCUGUCCAUCCCUCAAUCACGUCUUUAUCCAGCUAGCUCGUCUCCUGCCAAUGGAUACAUUCACUGUAGCAAGGAUUGAUGUGUCUCAGAAUGAUCUUCCUUGGGAAUUUAUGGUUGACCGUCUUCCUACUGUCAUGUUUUUUCCUUGCAACAGAAAGGACCUCAGUGUCAAGUACCCCGAAGACCUCCCCGUCACCCUUCCAAACCUGCUGAGGUUCAUUCUCCAUCACUCAAACUCCGUGUCGCCCCGGAACAUGGCUGACCCUCCUACCAAAGAAUGUCUUCGGAGCGAGGCGGUCCUACAGCAAGGGCACGUCUCCCACUUGGAGAGAGAGAUCCAGAAGUUGAGAGCAGAAAUAAGCAGCCUCCAGCACGCGCAAGGGCAGGUGGAGUUGCGGCUGUCCAGCGCCCGCAGGGACGAACACCGGCUGCGGCGACAGCAGCAGGCCCUGGAGGAGCAGCACCGCCUGCUCCAGCAGCACAGCGAGCAGCUGCAGGCGCUGCACGAACAGAAGACCCGUGAGCUCGAGGCGCUGGCCCGGAAGCUGCAGGAGCUGGCCGACGCCUCCGAAAACCUCCUCACGGAGAACACCUGGCUCAAGAUCCUGGUGGCGACCAUGGAGAGGAAACUGGAGGGCAAGGAAGGAGCUGAAAACCCGGCUCCCCCGAGAAAGGCACACCCUGAGCACCCCGAGCCCUCAGGCACCCCCCCCUUACCUGGCAGCACCCCACCACCUUCCAACGUCAGCUCCACGCUGGCGUCCGAAAGGAGUGACAACAGGACAGACUAACUCUCAAAAUGACAUGAAGAAAUCAGAGAUGAAAACUGUACAUUGGGAAUAUAUUUAUGCAAAUUUUAUUGAAAUUUAUUGUAAAUAAAGAUUUUCUCAGUGGUCUAGAAAAUCA